Molecule: messenger RNA, 4049 nt
Organism: Eublepharis macularius
Lineage: Eukaryota; Metazoa; Chordata; Lepidosauria; Squamata; Eublepharidae
Gene: EPHA2
Product: EPH receptor A2
Exons: 17
Coding region: 6-2945 (979 amino acids)
Biological process (GO): axon guidance; cell surface receptor protein tyrosine kinase signaling pathway; protein phosphorylation
Cellular component (GO): plasma membrane; neuron projection
Molecular function (GO): ATP binding; protein binding; transmembrane-ephrin receptor activity
Source: RefSeq, a predicted model, not a curated record
GGGCCAUGCGCAGCGCCAGGGGGCCCGCGGCGGCGCCCCUCGCCCUCCUCCUCGUCGUCCUCCUCGCGCGCCUGAGCGGCGGCCGGACCCGAGAAGUUGUCUUCCUGGACUUUGCUGGGGCUCAGGGGGACCUGGGCUGGCUCAACCAUCCCUACGGCAAAGGGUGGGACCUUCUCCAGAAUGUGAUGAACGAUACGCUCAUCUACAUCUAUUCAGUCUGCAACGUGAUGGAGGGGGACCAGGACAACUGGCUGCGGACCAACUGGAUAGUCCGCAGCGAGGCAGAGCGCAUCUUCAUCGAGCUCCGCUUCACCGUCCGGGAUUGUAACAGCUUCCCCAGUGGAAUGGGCACCUGCAAGGAGACUUUCAACCUCUACUAUGCUGAGUCGGACGUGGACCACGGCACCAACUUCCAGAAGCGGCUCUUCCGCAAGAUUGACACCAUUGCCCCUGAUGAGAUCACCGUGCGCGAGGACUUUACCUCUCGCAACGUCAAGAUCAACACGGAGGUGCGCUCAGUAGGGCCCCUCACGCGCAAGGGCUUCUACGUGGCCUUCCAGGACAUUGGCGCUUGUGUGGCCCUCCUCUCUGUGCGGAUCUAUUACAAGAAGUGCCCCAGUGUCCUCCGCAACAUGGCGAGCUUCCCUGAGACCACUGCCGGUGCCGACUCGCAGGGGUUGGCCAAGGUGUGGGGCACAUGCGUGCGGGACGCUGUGGCUGACGAGAACCCUGCCAUGCACUGCAAUUCAGACGGGGAGUGGCUGGUGCCCAUUGGGGCAUGCCUUUGUCGCAAGGGCCACGAGAAGGAUGGAGACAGCUGCAGAGCCUGCCCCCCUGGGUUCUUCAAACCAGACGUCUCCAACAGCGCCUGCUCCAAGUGCCCCCAGCACACACGGCCGUCUUCUGCUGGCUCCACCUCAUGCCCCUGUCAGGAGGGCUAUUUCCGGGCUGUGGGCGACCCAGUCUCUUUGCCGUGCACACGGCCCCCUUCAGCUCCCCAAGGUGCCACAGCAAUCGGUUUGGGCGCCAAGGUGCAGCUGCUUUGGUCCCCACCGCAGGACACUGGAGGCCGCGAGGACAUCACAUACAGCGUGACGUGCGCACAAUGCUGGCCAGAAUCGGGGGAAUGCCAGCCCUGCGAUGCCUCGGUCCGGUAUUCGGAGCCAGUCCAUGCCAUGACAGGCACCUCUCUCACCAUCAGUGACCUGGAGCCACAUGUGAACUACUCCUUCACAGUGGAGGCCAGGAAUGGCGUGUCAUCGUUCAGCACGCAGCGAAGUUUUGUGGUCACCAGCAUCAGCAUCAACCAGACGGAACCUCCCCGCGUGACCUCUGUGACCAUGGAUAGCCGCACGGCCACCAGCCUGACCCUUUCCUGGACUGUUCCUCCCCGGCAGCAGAGCCACGUCUGGAAGUACGAGGUCACUUACAGUAAGAAGAAGGACGAAAACAGCUAUUCAGUCGUGCGCUGUGAAGACAACUCGGUGACCCUGAUGAAGCUCAUCCCCAACACCAAGUACCUGGUGCGGGUUCAGGCUCUGACGCGGGAGGGCCAUGGGGCCUACAGCACGGAGCAUGAGUUCGAGACCCUUGCAGAGCGCUCUGAGGGUGCAAAUACGGCCGCGGUUCUCGGGGGCUCCAUCACUGGCAUUGCCCUCAUGGUCUUUGUGGUGCUGGCCGUUGUCCUAUUAAUUCGCCGGAGGAAAAAGAACUCGCGGGCGCGACAGACAUCGGGGGACGUUUACUUCUCCAGGUCUGACCAGCUGAAGCCACUGAAGACAUACGUGGACCCCCACACCUAUGAAGACCCCAACCAGGCCGUACUGAAGUUCACCACUGAGAUUCCUUCCUCAUGCAUCUCCCGGCAGAAAGUCAUCGGGGCAGGUGAAUUUGGGGAAGUCUACAAGGGGAUGCUGAAACAUGGCAAGAAGGACCUCCCAGUGGCCAUCAAGACCCUGAAAUCGGGCUACACGGAGAAGCAGCGCAUUGACUUCCUGAGCGAAGCGAGCAUCAUGGGGCAGUUCAGCCACCACAACAUCAUCCGCUUGGAGGGCGUGGUCUCCAAAUCCAAGCCUUUCAUGAUCGUCACGGAAUACAUGGAGAAUGGCGCCCUGGAUAAAUUCCUGCGGGAGAAAGAUGGCGAGUUCUGCGUCAUGCAGCUGGUGGGCAUGUUGCGUGGCAUUGCCUCUGGCAUGAAGUACUUGGCCAGCAUGAACUAUGUCCACCGGGACUUGGCUGCUCGCAACAUCCUUGUCAACAGCCAGCUCGUCUGCAAGGUUUCUGACUUCGGUCUCUCCCGGGUCCUGGAAGACGAUGCCGAUGCCACCUACACCACCAGUGGUGGGAAAAUCCCAAUCCGCUGGACAGCUCCCGAGGCCAUCUCGCACCGCAAGUUCACCUCUGCUAGCGACGUCUGGAGUUACGGCAUCGUGAUGUGGGAGGUGAUGUCCUACGGGGAACGGCCAUACUGGGAACUCUCCAAUCACGAGGUCAUGAAGGCCAUCAAUGAAGGCUUCCGGCUUCCAGCACCCAUGGAUUGCCCAUCCGCCAUCUACCAGCUGAUGAUGCAAUGUUGGCAACAGGAGCGGAGCCGCCGGCCCAAGUUCAGUGACAUUGUCAGCCUCCUAGACAAACUUCUCCACUCCCCCGAAUCACUGAAGACCGUGGCAGACUUUGACCCUCGGGUCUCCAUUCGCCUGCCCAGCACCAGUGGCUCGGAGGGGAUCCCUUUCCGAACGGUGCCCGAGUGGCUGGAAUCCAUCAAAAUGCACCAGUACACAGAGCACUUUGUGGCUGCUGGCUACAACACCGUGGAGAAGGUGGUCCAGAUGAGCAACGAGGACAUCAAGAGAAUCGGGGUGCGUCUCCCGGGGCACCAGAAGCGCAUUGCCUACAGCCUCCUCGGCCUGAAGGAGCAGGUCAGCACCGUUGGCAUUCCAAUCUGAGGCGGCAGCCCAGGGGGGCCUCCUGCCUGCUCCUGUCGGUGGCUGUGUCUCCUGAGCGAUGGUCCGCCUGCCACCACGUGUUUCCUGGGACAUACUUGAAGUGGAGAGACCCCGCGUGCCUUCUCACCCGUGAUGCUGCCUGCUUGGUGCCAAAGGGGGUCGAGCGAACACCUCUCUCCCCGCCUCUCCUCUUCCUCAGCAAAGUUUCGUAUUUAUUGUCCUUCCAAGUGCCCCGGACAUUGUGGAAUGAGGAGGUGCUGGGCCAGGGGGCAGGCGGGGGCUGGUGCUGCGCUCCCCGGCUAUGUGUUGCUGUGCAGAGCUGGCCAAAGCUGCCACUUCUCCCUCUUCCUGCCUGUGGCAGAUUCUCCAUUGCUGCCUGCUCCUGGUUACCCAAAGUGGCGCACAGCUGCUGACUCAUCAACCAGGUCCCCCCAAUCAAGCCGUACUCUGGGAACAUUUGGAAGCUCCAAACCAGCCCAUGAUGCAGCUCUUGUAGACCGGCUCUGGCCUCCUGCCACAGAAGGAAGAAAGGGGGGCUCCUAAAUGGGGUGGGGUCUGAUGGCUGAACCUGAAGCAGUCUGGUCCUUGCACUUAACCGGAGCCCUGGUUCCCAGAGGGCUGCUGGCAGCCUCAAGCCACAGGGCCACGGCAGCCUCCGCUGUGGCACCCCACUUGCCGCCUCCUCGGCUCACACCUGACUGCCAGGGAGGAAGCCACAGGGAAGUCUCCAUGGGGGGCAUUGCUGUGCCAAGCAGCCCUGUCACCCCUGCCACUCUGAAGGGCUUUUUGCCAAGGACGGCUGGGCAGGGGGCCCCUUCCGAGUCCUGCCUCCUGUUCUCCUGUUUAUUCCUUGCUUCCAGACGCUGCCUCUCUUCCCACCCCAACCCUUCAAUGCACUCUUGUUCACUUGACAGUUGUUCUUCAUUCAUUCUUUUUUUUAAAAAAAUGUAAUUUAUUUUUUUAUAUUUAUUGAUGUAAGGAAGCAGAUACCAUCAUCUUACUGUUAAUGGUAACUCAUGCACAGUUCUCAACAAACCACGCAGGGAAGUUUUCUUCUGGUGUGUCUGAGUACUGUUCUCUGGCUUUAAUACAGGUUUUUUAUUC